Molecule: messenger RNA, 1269 nt
Organism: Malania oleifera
Lineage: Eukaryota; Viridiplantae; Streptophyta; Magnoliopsida; Santalales; Ximeniaceae
Exons: 3
Coding region: 127-582 (151 amino acids)
Cellular component (GO): cytoplasm
Molecular function (GO): mRNA binding
Source: RefSeq, a predicted model, not a curated record
ACCCAUUAUACCCAUAUCUCCAAUCUUCCUCUCCUACUAUAAUAUUACAUCUCCCAACUCAAUUCUGCGAAGUUUUUCCUUCAUUAUUUCAUCUCUUCAUUUACAGCAGAAGAAAACAUAAAGAGAAUGAGCUGGGGUGGGGAAUGGAUGUGCUGCAGAUGCCAGCACUUGAACUUCAAGAAAAGGGAAGCAUGCCACAAGUGCGGCCGCCAGAAGUUCGGCGGCGAGUCGACUGACGAAUCGUCGUACGGGAGGCCGGCGGAGGAGGUCCUGCCCGGGGACUGGUACUGCUCCGCCGCGGGUUGUGGGGCUCACAACUUCGCGAGCAGGACAAGCUGCCGCAGGUGCAGUGCUCCCAAGGAUGAUUGCUAUUACGGGGAAAUGAUGGGCUCUGGUGGCAGUUAUGGGUGCGAUGGCAGCGGCGGCCGCCCCGGAUGGAAGACUGGCGAUUGGAUUUGCACUAGGCCGGGAUGUGGGGAGCACAACUAUGCUAGUAGGAUCCAAUGUUUCAGAUGCCAAACACCUAAGGAUUGCAGUAAGAACUCCUCCUUAAUUACUACUAGCUAUUGUGUUUCUCCCUAGAUAUAAAAACGGUUCAAUGCUCUCUCUCUCUCUCUCUCUCUCUCUCUCUCUCUCUCUCUCUCUCUCUCUCUCUCUCUCUCUCUCUCUCUCUCUCUGUUAAUUAGAAAUUAAGCUUAUUCUAUAUAAGCUACAGAUAACAGAAUAAGCCCAUCACUGACUAAUCCCAGAUCCAUUGAAAUUAAUAUUCUUUCCUAAAGUUUGACCUGAUCUGUCUACAUCCAUGCACUAUAUAUGCAUUUUGGUUUUUAAUUUUCACAAACCCUAAUUGGCAUAUUCCUCUUACAUGCUUGUUCAUCAGGUGGCGCGAUGUAGCUAGAGAGAAUUGAAGACAAGUAUUUGCGACAGAUGGAUCGAUGCAUGGACAUGCAUCAUCUCAUGGCAUGGCAUGCAGUUGAAUUAGCAUCCACAGUUUUAAUUUCUCUUUCUUUUUUUUUUGCAACCCCUGAUCCACAGACGUACACUAGCUCUUUUCAUUUUCUCUUUCUCCUGAGAAUAAUAAUAAGCUAGCUAGCUUUACGUGCCAAUAUUGCUGCAGCUGAUUGAAGCUAGCUAGGCCACAGUAUGCCAUCAGAAGGCAUAGCUAGCCACCAGCAAUUAAGGGGGCCUCGCAUUGUCCCAGUGUACCUGCAACUUUAUUCUCUUUAAUUUGUAGUAGUUCAAUGUAACGACAUGCAUGAAUUCCCUUCU